This is a messenger RNA of Sinocyclocheilus grahami, 1083 nucleotides long. Its product is annotated as mitochondrial import receptor subunit TOM40 homolog. The coding region runs from base 14 to 808 and encodes 264 amino acids. The transcript is spliced from 8 exons. Gene Ontology annotation, molecular function: transmembrane protein transporter activity. NCBI's taxonomy places the organism in Eukaryota, Metazoa, Chordata, Actinopteri, Cypriniformes, Cyprinidae. The record is from RefSeq and is a predicted model, not a curated record. Gene Ontology annotation, biological process: protein import into mitochondrial matrix. Gene Ontology annotation, cellular component: mitochondrial outer membrane.
GUUUCCUGUGCAGAUGGAGGGUGUUAGACUAACAGUGAACAAGGCCUUGAGCAACCACUUCCAGGUCAACCACACAGUGUUGUUAAGCACUCUAGGAGAUUCCAGUUACAGGUUUGGAGCUACUUAUGUGGGGACCAAACAAACAGGACCAGCAGAGGCCUUCCCCGUCAUGGUUGGUGACAUGGACAACACAGGGAGCCUAAAUGCACAGAUUAUUCAUCAGAUCACAGACCGAGUGCGAUCGAAAUUUGCAUUCCAGACUCAGCAGCAGAAGUUUGUGAACUGGCAAGGAGAUGCUGAAUUCAAAGGAGAAGAUUUCACUGCUGCUGUGACCUUUGGCAACCCAGACGUCUUGGUUGGGUCAGGAAUUGUUGUAGCUCAUUAUCUCCAGUCUGUUACUCCGUCGCUGGCAUUAGGGGGAGAGCUGGUGUACCACCGACGGCCCGGAGAGGAGGGAACAGUCAUGUCUCUGGCAGGCCGAUAUACAGGCAGCAACUUUAUCGCCACACUGACACUAGGAGGCGCUGGAGCUCAUGGGUCGUAUUACCACAAAGCCAAUGAUCAGUUGCAGCUUGGCGUGGAGUUUGAAGCAAGCACCCGUAUGCAGGACACUAGUGUUUCAUUUGGAUACCAACUGGACGUCCCCAAAGCUGAUCUGGUCUUUAAAGGUUCUUUAGACAGUAACUGGGUGGUUGGAGCCACGCUUGAAAAAAAGCUGCAGCCUCUGCCUCUGUCACUGGCCCUCAGUGCUUUCCUUAACCACAGAAAAAGCAAGUUCCAGUGUGGGUUUGGCAUCACCAUUGGUUAAUCCUACCUUCUUUCUUGGUUAAUGCUGCAGUUUACACACCAGUGCUGUUGCUGGUGAAACGGUAAAGAUUGGACACACUUUGCAUAUUUAUCCACAUCUGUACAAAAUCAGUCAGUAAACAUGAAGCAAAAUAAAGUAAUAUUUGUUGUUCGUUCCAUGUAUCAGACCAACCUUUGCCGUCCAAAAAAGUACAUUUAAAAACAUCACUACUGCUUGAUGCAUUAUAAGAGAAACCAAGAACAAAUACACAUAUACAAUUUGCCUUUCAUUUUGUU